UUGUUUAUUUAAAAUAACACCUUCUAUCUCGGACUUUUGAAAAUCCAUUUGCUUAUUUGAAAAAAGUCCAAAAAACUGAACUGAAAAAUGUGUCUCAUAGUUUUGAACAGACAGUUAAACUGCAAAUAUUUUCAACUUGAAAGUGAAAAGUUUCCAAAAACUUAAUACUUUUUGAAAUUAGGAAUAUUCUGUAUUGAAAUUGAUUGAAAAAAGGUUAAUGAAAAACUGCAUUUAUAUAUCUAUAAAACCAAGUCCAUUUCUCUUCACAUCAUAAUUUGUUAUCAUCGUUAUCAUAAAUGAAUAAUACUGCAACUACAUUUUUCUUCUUUUUUUUUUAAUUUUGACAAAAAGCAUCAAAAACGCAUGUUCAAUAGAAAGCAACGUUGUCAUUUUCUGAAGAAUUAUGUUCAAUGAGAGUCAAAUAUAACUGACAGACAUUUUAUUAACAUAAGCAAUCCAUACUAUUUUAUGUUCUAAGCAGACAACACACAGCUUGUCUCCAUUAGUAUUAGUUGAUACUGUUUAUGGAAAUACCAAAAAUUUCGACUUUGAAUGCUUGCCUGAAAAUUCAAUUUGAGAAUAAAGGUUAUUAUACUCAAUAGUGCCUUCUUAUCUUGAUCUGAGACUGUACAGACAGGUCUAAUUAUUAUUAAUAUCAAGUGUAGUUAUUCUAAUUUGCUCUUUUUUAUUAUAUAGAUAACAAUUGCUCCGCUUUAACUUGUUUCUUCAAAAUUCUUUUCAUUUUGAAUAACUAGUUAUUACUAGCCUGGGUAACAUAGAUGCAUGCUGUAGGCGUUACACAAAAAAGAAGAAGAAUAUUCGUUUUCAGUGACUCAAACUGAAAUAAUUCAUUAGUAGGGGCGGACCCAACACUUAUUGUUCGGGAUACAGUCAGAUUAGUAAUCUCAGUGUGAUAAUAUAUUUAGUGUAUUCAAGAAAACCUGAUUUAAGACGAAUCAAUUUCAAAAUGAAUGGAUUAAUUGAUAAUAAGACUCCAUAUCUUAUUGGUGUUUCGGGAGAUGCAGGUUGUGGAAAAAGUACUAUAUGCAAAAUAAUAAUGGAGAAGCUUGAACAAGAAGAGGUCAAUAAUGCAGGGAAAAAAGUUGUGUACAUAUCACAGUUUAGCUUUUAUAGAGACCUAACCCCAUCUGAAAUGGGCAAAACAAUUUGUCAAUUUGGUUUUGACCACCCAGAUGCUUUUGAUGAGACACUCAUGAAAGAAACAUUGACGGACAUACUAGCUGGAAAAAUUGUCAAAAUACCUACAUAUGAUUUCAAGAGUCAUACACUAUUGAAGGAUGAACUUAUAACGAUAUAUCCUGCCGAUGUUGUAUUGUUUGAAGGAAUUUCAGUUUUCUGCUUCCCAGAAGUUAGGAAAUUACUCCACAUGAAGCUUUUUGUAGAUAUGUACUCAGAUAUAAGAUUUGCCAGAACAGGUUUGAGGGACAUUGGUGAAAGGAGACGAGAGUGGGAACAACCAACUUUUUAUGAUUUUUGCUUGCCAACUAUGAAAUUUGCUGAUAUCAUCAUUCCUCGAGGAACCGGCAAUGUCGUGGCCAUUGACCUGAUUGUUAGUCACAUCAUGAAUUUUAUUCACGGAAAAGGAGGAGUAAACUGUGUUGAUAGUCACAAAGUGAAACCAAUUUUAUGAAAAAACAAAAAUUUAAGUCACCUUAUUUCGUCAAUAAGACAAUAUAAUUUAUAAUGAAUGUCUAUAAAAAUAUGUAUAAUACGAUGUUGCUAACUCAAUAUCUUUUUUAUAUUUUUUCACAUCAACUUUGUAUUCAUAGUUAUGUAUGAAAUUGCACAUAUUUAUAAUUGUACCCAGAGUUUUGAG
Messenger RNA from Harmonia axyridis, 1837 nucleotides. Its product is annotated as uridine-cytidine kinase 2-B-like. The transcript is spliced from 6 exons. Gene Ontology annotation, molecular function: kinase activity; ATP binding. Bases 968 to 1651 code for a protein of 227 amino acids. Gene Ontology annotation, cellular component: cytosol; cytoplasm. The record is from RefSeq and is a predicted model, not a curated record. NCBI's taxonomy places the organism in Eukaryota, Metazoa, Arthropoda, Insecta, Coleoptera, Coccinellidae.